Molecule: messenger RNA, 402 nt
Organism: Thelazia callipaeda (thelaziosis nematode)
Lineage: Eukaryota; Metazoa; Nematoda; Chromadorea; Rhabditida; Thelaziidae
Source: the annotation of a GenBank genome assembly
AAAGGGGAUAAUGUUACACUUAUGCAAGCAAACGUGAUGGGAGCGAAGGUAAAGUCAUCCAUCUUCAAGGUUUUCUAUAAAAGACUGAGUGCACAAUUUUCAUACUUUUUAAAUAAUUUUUAUUGUUCAUUAAUUAUAAUUUUUGUAGAUAGAAUUCGUAAUUUCGAUGGUUGUCAACGACAGAUUAUUGGUCCUAAUGCUACUCUUGGGAUAUUCGUUCUCUGGCCUCAACAAUAUCUCAGUAUUCCUGGCUAUAUUUUUGAUCACUUUUGUGGUACUGCGCUUCUGUGCUUUUGUACAACAAUCAUCACUGAUUCUGGCAACAGAAUUCCUAAAGUAGCACAACCGUUUUUUGUCGCUUUAACAGUUAUUUUAAUUGGAUUAGCUGCUAGUCUAAAUUAA